Cyprinodon variegatus (sheepshead minnow) is the source of this 839-nucleotide messenger RNA. It is a transcript of the gene mad2l1, whose product is annotated as MAD2 mitotic arrest deficient-like 1 (yeast). Bases 104 to 712 code for a protein of 202 amino acids. The record is from RefSeq and is a predicted model, not a curated record. Gene Ontology annotation, biological process: mitotic spindle assembly checkpoint signaling. Gene Ontology annotation, cellular component: nucleoplasm; cytoplasm; kinetochore. NCBI's taxonomy places the organism in Eukaryota, Metazoa, Chordata, Actinopteri, Cyprinodontiformes, Cyprinodontidae. The transcript has 5 exons.
GCAUGAGCGCAGCUGACAUUUUCAAACUGUUCGGCGGGUAGCGGAGCUUCCAGCGCAGAGAGAAGCGGCGGUUCGGUCCAGUAGAGCAGAACCGAUCGGAACCAUGACCAGCACCCUGAAGGGAAUCACUCUGAAAGGCAGCGCGGAGCUGGUGGCCGAGUUUUUCUCGUUCGGCAUCAACAGCAUCCUCUACCAGCGCGGCAUCUACCCUCCAGAGACCUUCUCCAGAGCCACGCACUACGACAUGAUCCUCCAGGUCACCACCGACCCCAAGCUGCAGAACUACCUGGCCGACGUGGUUUCUCAGCUCAAAGAGUGGCUGUUCCAGUGCACCGUGCAGAAGCUGGUUCUGGUCAUCACCUGUCUGGAGACCAACGAGGUUCUGGAGAGAUGGCAGUUCGACAUCGAGUGCGACAAGUCGGCGGCAGACGGCAGUGCUCCCAGGGAGGCGUCCAUCAAGAUGAUUCAGAACGAGAUCCGCUCCGUCAUCAGACAGAUCACGGCCACCAUCACCUUCCUGCCGCUGCUGGAGACGCCAUGUGCCUUUGAUCUCCUGGUCUACACAGACAAGGACCUGGUGGUUCCAGAGAAGUGGGAGGAGUCCGGGCCUCAGAUCAUCGACCAAUCAGAGGAGGUGCGUCUGCGCUCCUUCACCACCUCCAUCCACAAGGUCAACAGCAUGGUGGCGUAUAAAAGAACCGACUCCGUCUGAGGCCCCGGGGCCCCGGUCCGGAGGCUGAGGCCCCGGGCUUUCCUGUCCUGAAGUUGUUCUCUUGUAAAUAUUUUUCUGUUUUCAUUUCAUGUGUAAAACUUUUAAAACCUGUUUUCCAAUAAAAGUU